ACACAUUUCACACUCAAAAAGAAAACAAUUUAACAUGCUGUAUACAUUUUGAGGACACUUGCAGAAUAACUAAAGAAAUAAAAAUAAUAAAACCAUACACACGUUUGAAACACAACGAUCGAAAUUCAAAAGAACUUUGAGAUUGGUUAAAUGCAACUAUAUAUAUAUAUUUGGCUUUAAAGUGACAACGUUACUUUAAUGUUUGCUUCAAAUAGCAGGUUUCAUCUGAGUAAAUCGCCGAACUUAGGCAAAAUAAUUAUAAUCACAAAAUAACAAAUGCAUCCAAUUUUGCAAGGUGUAAACAAAAUCCAUAAACACGAAACAUGUGAACAAGACCUGCUGUGAUAGCAACACGAUAAUGUUACAUUUGUUAAAUGUAAGGUUUAAUUUUAGGCAUAUCACCACCAUAUCACCAUAAGCAUGCCCAUCUGUCAGCGUAAGUAAUUUCUUAAACAACAACCAAAGCACAGUUGUAACAGUACUCAUGCAAAAUGGCUAAUAUUAAUAUCUCCAGUCGCCAGCGAAUUAUUUACUCUAUUUAAGAGAGGUGGGAUUACAACAGUAUGGUAAUUUGCUAGGGGAAUGGGGGUGGCCAUGGGUGGAAUAUCCAUUUUUAUUGCAUCACCUGUCAGUAACGUCCAAUCAGCGUCGACUCUGGGGGCAUUAAUUGAUGAAGGUGUCUCCGGCCUUGCUCACUUCACACUGUCAUUUUAUUUGUGACUAAACCAGCAGCGGAAUAGCAGCUGCAUUUCAUUUCGGUCUGUAUGUCUCUCUCUCUAUCUCUCUCUCUCUCUCUCUCUGUCGCUCACUCCCUCUCUUUCUCCAUUUCCUACUCUCUUUUUAUCCUUCUCACUGGCAGUGCUGUUCACCUUCCUCUUUUCCUCAUGGCCAAAUGGGAAGGGAGCUGAAGGAGCGCAGGUAUACAGGAGCUCAGACAGCCUGUCGGCAACAUCACACACAUCACAUCGAUCAUGCAGAGCUCAGGUCAAUGGAUUGAUUGUUUGAAUUCAAACAGACCAUUUCAUUUUUAUUCAUCAAUUCAAAACUUUUUUUGUUCAUGACGCAGUGUGGACAUUGCACAGUCCACGCUGGAUUGGUCAGCAGCAUGUCUUGAAAUAAAGCAGCAGCAGUAAAGCUACUUUAAAGACAUCCGUCGCGCUAAAUGUUGGAAUUAUUACAAUGAAGAAAAUGGGGGAUUUGGAAUCCGGUUUUGAAGAAAUGCAGGGUGUAAGGCUUGGCUUUUUGGUUAUCAAAGGCAAACAAAUGUUUGCCCUUUCUCAAGUCUUCACCGACCUCUUGAAAAACAUCCCGCGGACUACUGUACACAAACGAAUGGACCAUUUAAACGUGAAGAAGCAUCACUGUGAUUUGGAGGAAUUGCGAAAGCUCAAAGCAAUAAAUUCUAUAGCUUUCCACGCAGCUAAAUGUACCUUGAUUUCAAGAGAGGACGUCGAGGCUCUGUAUUUUUCCUGUAAAACGGAACGCGUGUUGAAAUCAAACAAAAGAAGAGAAAAGACGAGAACUGCAACUGAAAAAGUGUGCGAAGACAAAAACAGCACAGCUGGCAGAAGCGACUUUUGGAGAGAAAAAGUUUGGUUAAGUUUGCAUAGCGUUCCACAGACUUUCUCAUUCAAAACUAAAGCUGUUCGACAGGACUCGGUCCCUCGCACUCACUCAAAUCUACCUCAAAUUUACAGUAAAUCCUUUGCCCGUGACUUUCAACCGAUCACCAAGUCGGCAUCUACACCCUUUAAAAACUAUGAAACAGCUCAAAUACCUGACAACUAUGUGGCUUUUAAUCAGAAACAUGCAUUUAUUCGGAGCGUUGUGAACCGACAGCCGCUGUUCUAUCAGUCCGCCAUUGCAACGCAGCCAAAGCACCAAGGCAACGCAGACCUACUUUACAAAAGGAAGAGGAAGCGCGAGAGCAGCGCGAGGCAGUUUUGGUCUAGGAGCAGACGCGACCAUCCGGUUCUGGUCGUUCCGAAGUGCUGUAAAGCAAAAGUUUCCAACGGAUCUCUAAGCCACUUUCACCACCUCGAGCAUGGAUUGUACGUCGACCCAAGGCUCACUGGACAUUUUCAGGAAAGCUGCAGCAGCGACACGGAGUCUAGUUCCAUCUCAGAACGGGUGAACAACGAUUCGGAUUUCGGAUCGAGUUUCUCUACCACCAGCAACUCCGCAACUUCAGAUGAGGAGGAGGAUGACUCCCUCUCGGAUUCUUCAGACUUCAGCACCGAUGAAGAGAGCUCCUCUCAGUCUGACUCGAGCUCUGUUUCCAGUCAAGUCUCAGUGCAGAGUAUUCGAUUCAGGCGCGCGCGCUUCUCAAGUCUCAACACAAAAGCACCUUUGGUCUUACAGCCUACUUUUCACUACAGGCCUAAUCUGCAAAACAUACACACUAACCAAGGAGGAACGACUUCUUUGGGUUAUGAAAGAACUGCCAAAACACCGAAAUCGGACUUUACGUCUUGCAGGGAUGGACGCAAGAACGGCGAUGCCGCAAACGUGCACGACUUCUGCCCGGUGGGGGACUGUUUCCCAGAUGUAGGAGAAAAUGAGGGCUCCGAAUCAGUGUCACGCCUUGAAUUUUCUAAUGAUCCAAAGACAACAGACUCUGUCGCUUGCUAUGUUAAAGACAUUUGCCUUACACCUAUUGCAAAUGGAAACAAGGCGUUUUCCCAACAAAGAAUACCAGGAUCUGCAAACAAAUGCUCACAAGGCUUGAUCUCAUACUGUGUUUCGGACAAAGAGAUAACGGGUUGUAAGUCUUCUGACAGCAGUUUUUCAUUAGCAGCAAAUUCCAAGAGGGAAGCAAAAACUUCACUCAAGCUGCCAUCACCUCUGAAACCUAUCAAAACAGAGGCCGAGGAGCCCAUCGCUACUUCAGGCUCCAACAACGAGGGCAACAGGGCAGUAAAAACGCCACCGUUUUUACUAAAUAAUGUGAAAAUUAAAGUCGAGGAUACCUUUGACGAAUAUGAAUAUGCAAAUCCAUCCCCGCAAUAUCAAUGUAAGGAUAACGAUGUUGAUGGCCAGGCCAUCAGUCAUAAUUUUUAUGAAACUGACCACUGCAAAGACACCAUUAUAGCCUCAGUGAGCUCUGUUCAAAAGCAAGAAUCAAGAAGCACUUUAAACACUCCUAGUUCCGAGGAAGGAGAAUGCAAAAAUGCUACAAGGGUCAGAAAGAACUACAGGGCAAUGCUUUUGGGUAAAAAUGCCGAAAGUGUCCGAACAUCAGCUAAAUCAAGUGAAAAAGUUGACAAGAGCCCCCGUUCUGCAGGAAAAUGUGCGAGCAGUGAGGGAUCAAAUGAAGACUUUGCUGGCGCGAGCAAACGCAAACGAGCGAGCGCCAAUGUAGCAUCUCUGAAAAAACCCUUCAGCUUCAUGGAGAAUUUUCCCUCUCCACCGUCACUUGUUGUUGGCAACGAUGGAGAUUUGAUUCCCGCUUACUCUUUGAACUCUUUUAGAAGUAAACAGCUGCCUCAUCGCUCUCACCCAGUGUGGAGAUGGCAGCCCGGCCAUUCCGUUGUUCCUCCCCCUCCAAGCCACAAAUUCAGGAAAGCCUCUGUUAUCCCUUGAACUGUUCUUUUGAGCUCGAGGGAAAUAUCUUAAAACUGUGACAAGCACUGAUACCCGUUAGUUGUGUUGUUUCCACUGCUGGCCUGUUUGUUAUGUUGCAAAUAUUUUCCUCGCACAGGCUGGUCUAUCCAUCGAGGUUUGCGACUCUGGAAUAUACCGAGGUAUUUAUAAUAAGCUAGCAAGAAACAGUUGUUUUCAUAAUUUACAUCGUGGAAGCUGCCCGGGUGGACUAGACUCGCUUGGAGCAAAUGUUGGCUAAUUUUGUAGGCAGGGUUUACCAUCUCUCAUAUGAUGGCAUUACAGUGAUCGUCAGGUCUGUGUCAACAGUGGUUGAUUUGGUCAUUAAUACACCUGGCAUUGGUAUAUUUUGAGCCGAUCUUUUGUAUUUUGCCUAUUAUGUUUGAUCUAUUGACACCCUACUAUACUGUCUUUUAGAAUAACUGUAGGCCUAUGGACUACCAUUCUUAUUUAUUCAUUUUAAGGGUGUUUCCCAAUUGUUGGCGCUUGUGUUCACACACACAGUACACCAUUACUCUCCCGGUGUAGGCCCAACACAAUGGCCCUUUAGAUUCAACUGACAAUCAAGAGCUGUUUGAUUUGCACGAAGUCACAGAAGGAAAAACACCAAAUCGAAGUCCUUCUAGCACAUUCAUAGCUUAAGGUAUAGACAGCUGAAGCACAAAUUUGGCAUGCAUUGUACUUUGCUAAUGCCCAUUAAGGUGAAUUGGUUGUUUCUCUUCAUUUUAGAUGUUCUCAAGAAAGAGAACC
Molecule: messenger RNA, 4350 nt
Organism: Xyrauchen texanus (razorback sucker)
Lineage: Eukaryota; Metazoa; Chordata; Actinopteri; Cypriniformes; Catostomidae
Product: SKI/DACH domain-containing protein 1-like
Exons: 1
Coding region: 1180-3582 (800 amino acids)
Source: RefSeq, a predicted model, not a curated record